Xyrichtys novacula (pearly razorfish) is the source of this 318-nucleotide messenger RNA. Lineage: Eukaryota; Metazoa; Chordata; Actinopteri; Labriformes; Labridae. The record is from the annotation of a GenBank genome assembly.
AUGACACGCAUGUUCGACUUUGGUGUAAAGUCCGGUUCAAGGCUGCGGAAAGUCGUCUGCAAAGUCCCUCGGUGUCAGCCGCCCGUCACAUCCACACAGCGAGUGUCCAGGAUGUGUUGCCACGGAAACAAAGCAGUGCAGGAGGGGGAAGAAGAAGAAGAGGAGGAGGGAGGGUUCAGAGGACUGUUGCUCCCUCGCAGCAGAGUGGCGCCUCAGAUGCACAGUCACGCCAGCGUUUCCCGGGUGAAGUCCUCAAAGUUCAGGCGGUUUCCUGCGGGUUCAGAAUCCCUCACAUCAAACGGAGAGGCGGAUCGAUAG